UCCAGGCCCGCGGGGUCCUCGAGGCCGGGCGCCGACCUCUCGGUGCGGCCUGGCUGUAGCGUCCCCUGGUGGCGGCGGCGAGGACGGCCGAGCAGAAGGUUGGGGGGUCAGAUCCACCGCCAAGCCCUUCUCUUCCGAGAAAUCCUUUUAAUCGGUUUGGAAGCCGCUUUCUUAACCAGGCCCGCGUUUGCCUCUGUGACCUUCUGCUGCACCUCGCGACUUUGAGUAGAGACUUGCGGCGCUGGAGGGGCCUGGGCGCUGCAGACGACCGACCGCCGAGUGGCCCCGAGGCGGGGCGAAACUCAGCCCGGGCGGCUGGGGCUGGUUUCCGCACCCGUCCCUCACCACCCAGCGUCUGGGGCGCUUGCGAAGUUUCUAACUUCCGGGGUUGGUUUUCCUGAGCUUGAGGUGGGGUGGCCGACCGAGGGGCGUCGCUGUGCCGAGUGUUUGGGCGCGGCCCUUUAAACUUUUUUGCUUUUUAAACUUCGGGGGUGUGGUCGCGGCCCUCCUCUCUCCGCGAGUUGCUCCCUGGCCGCCCGGUACUUCCCUCCGCCCCGCCUUCCAGAUGCAGUGGAGUCAUGAGCCGGGAGGGUGCAGGGACCCCUUUGGUGGCCGAGGUGAUCAAAGAUCGCCUUUGUUUUGCCAUUCUCUUCAGCAGACCAAAGAGUUCAUCAAAUGUACAUUAUUUCAGCAUAGAUAAUGAACUUGAAUAUGAAAACUUCUACGCAGAUUUUGGACCACUCAAUCUAGCAAUGGUUUACAGAUAUUGCUGCAAGAUAAAUAAGAAAUUAAAGUCCAUUACAAUGAUGAGGAAGAAAAUUAUACAUUUUACUGGCCCUGAUCAGAGAAAACAAGCAAAUGCUGCUUUCCUUGUUGGAUGUUAUAUGGUUAUAUAUUUGGGGAAAACUCCAGAAGAAGCAUAUAGAAUAUUAAUGUUUGGAGAUGCAGCCUAUAUUCCUUUCAGAGAUGCUGCCUAUGGAAGUUGCAAUUUCUUCAUCACACUUCUUGACUGUUUUUAUGCAGUGAAGAAGGCAAUGCAGUAUGGCUUCUUUAAUUUCAACUCAUUUAACCUGGAUGAAUAUGAAUACUAUGAAAAAGCAGAAAAUGGAGAUUUAAAUUGGAUAAUACCAGACCGAUUUGUUGCCUUCUGUGGACCUCAUUCAAGAACCAGACUUGAAAGUGGUUACCAUCAGCAUUCUCCUGAGGCUUAUAUUCCAUAUUUUAAGAAUCACAACGUUACUACAGUUAUUCGUCUGAAUAAAAGGAUGUAUGAUGCCAAACGCUUUACAAAUGCUGGUUUCGAUCACUAUGAUCUUUUCUUUGCGGAUGGCAGCACCCCUACUGAUGCCAUCGUUAAAGAAUUUCUGGAUAUUUGUGAAAAUGCAGAGGGUGCCAUUGCAGUACACUGUAAAGCUGGCCUUGGACGGACAGGCACUUUGAUAGCCUGCUACAUCAUGAAGCAUUACAGGAUGACAGCAACCGAGACCAUUGCUUGGGUCAGAAUCUGCAGACCUGGCUCGGUGAUUGGACCACAGCAACAAUUUUUGAUGAUGAAACAGGCAAGCCUCUGGAUAGAAGGUGACUAUUUUCGUCAAAAGUUGAGGGGUCAGGAGAAUGGAAAACACAGGGCGGCUGUCUCAAAGCUCCUUUUGGCCGUGGAUGACAUUUCAAUCAAUGGGGUCGAGAAUCGAGACAAGCAAGAACCUGAACUGUACAGUGAUGACGACGAAAUCAAUGGAGUGACACAAGGUGAUAGACUUCGGGCCCUGAAAAGCAGAAGGCAGUCAAAAACAAACGCUAUUCCUCUCACAUGUCCCCUAGCUGUGCUGACCUCUGCACUGUGUAGUAUUGUCAUCUGGUGGAUUGUUUGUGACUACAUUCUCCCCAUCCUGCUAUUCUGUCUCGAUGGUUUCAGAACACAGUAGCCAUCAGGACCCUUGACAGAUAGCUGCUGUUCCCUCCAUUUCAAGGACUAAAACAGUCUUGCGUUAAGUAAAAACCUGUGACCAGAACUGAAGGAAGACUCUAGGAACAGAAAACUACAACAGGACUUUAGCACAAUUUAUUUGGGAAAAAAAAAAAAAAUUGCAAAAGCCUUAGCUGCUUUCCACCUAACAAGUUUAUUCAAUGAAGAAAAUGUCCACUGGAAUUUAAAUAACUACAUGAGCUUGGGUGCAAGUGAAUGACUUGAAGAGGGCCCAACUCUCCUAGAGAAAAGUCUUGAACACAAAAAGCUGUUGUAAAUUAGUCUCAGGUGUAAAUAUCAAAGCCCUCUGUUAUCAGGAGAGCUGACUAGUCUGUGUGGUGCACGUAUGUCCCUGUGAUGGCAAUCAUUUUAGCUGCUGGCCUUCAGAAGAAUUGAAGAUCUGAUGGAGGUUUUUUACUUAUUUAUUUGCUGUUCACCCUGUGUCAAAAUUUAUAAAGAUAAAACAAGCAUUACUGAAAUGGUACUUUCUGUGAUUUGAUACUAUUUGGUUUAAUCAUCUUCACUUUAAUAUUUGUAAUACUGUUGUAAUGUUAACUCUGUUAAGUACCCAAGCUGCUUGUCUUCCACCAAAGAGUGCUUUAUUAACAAGAAUCUGUGAAAACCGCAUUUAAAGACUGUUGCAUGUUGUAAUACAAAGUGGUACUUUGGUAACCUAAACCUAUCAAGAGAAUGUUAGUAGUAGCUUUAGAAGACUCAGGAAGAGAGACUAGCUUCAGAGUUGGAAAAUUGUUGUAAGUCAUUCUUUUUUGUAUCACUUUGAGUCUGAAGAAUGUCAAGCCUGCCCACUAUUUGGUUACCCAGUCAUACAAACUAAAAUCGUAUUUCCAAGCAGGAAAAACCCCCACACUGUUGCUGUUUCCCCUGGAAACAGUGAUCCCAAAUAAUAAGGACUUUUUUAAAAAAUUACUUUGUUAGGGUCUUUCUCUGUAGCAUUGUGAAUUUUUGUUGUUGUUAUGUUAAUGGCCUCAGGCCUUUUGGUUUCAGUCAUGGUUAUUUGCAUCUAGAUUUCACUUAUUUGUAAAUAAGAAAAUCACUGUUGCCUUUGGUUAGGGAAUACAACUAAUAACUCUUUGCAGAGUGCCUUCUCCCCUCAGUCCCACAGAAACACAACAGUCUGUAAUGUAAAGCAAUCACAAAACAAUUUAUUUGCUGCUAAAAAGAAACAGGGCCCCAAAUAAAAGAAUAUUUAUAAUCACCUUGGUUACUUCCAUAAGUGAAUGAUUUAGUUAUUGUUAACCAGUGUUUGACUAUCCUAGUUUCAAGAAAGAGGAGAUAUAUUGAAAGGCAAAAUGCCUUCACAUUCUUUACAAGAUGAAUGCCUCAGGUCAGUAGGCAAUGCCAUUUUUAAAAAGCUGCCUUCUUAAUGUAGUUACAAAGAAUAAUGAGUGGUUGGAAUAAGCAGAUUAAAGUCUGUUUAAUGUAAAAAGUAAUUAGAAGACUGUGGAUCUCUUAUGGUAUUUACUGUCUUGGAGUAAAUUAUAAGUUUGCCUAGUUUUGAGGGGAGAUGGAAGAUGCCAUUGUUUUGAUCAAACAAGCAGCUCCUCCUCAUCGGGCACCAUGAGGUAGGGCUAUGCCAGCUUCUAAACAUCAGGACCAGACCUCAGAAAAAUGGUGGUUUUCUAUCCCUGAAAGUUCAUAAAUACAAAGACCCACUUACCUGAGGGAAGACAGCUCUUGAUGAAGCUUUGAGUGGGAAAAGAAACCUUCUGUUGGCUGUGUUGUUCUGGGAGAUACUAAAUAUUCAAGCUGUGCCCAGGUAUAAAACACUGAAUUCUCAGGGCAUCUCUUCUUCCCUUUAUACCUUUAAAGGCCAUUUCCUACAUAACUGAUCCCAGCAGUUAUGAAAAUCAAACUUCCAUCUGAACUGUUCUUGCUGAUCAGCAGAACAAGUAAAUGCUGUCUCCCUCACAGUGAAUAAGCCAUCUGAUGUUUUGGCCAAGAGUGAAAAAUUGGGGCUUCAAUGUACUUUUUGUUUUACAAAUCGCCUUUUUGUGUGGCUGCUCAAGUUUUCCAGCUAGAGUUGCUAUCACUGUGGUUCUUUCUAAAAAUCCUUGUUUUUGACAGGCUCACUGAAAGUAGUCAUAGCAAACUAGUGAUUUGUUAAGAAACAUUCCUUGGAACACACAACUUGGGAUAGUGCUUCAGAUGGAUUGUAUAGCACAUUGUUAAGGGGAUAUUGAGAAUCUAGGAAGUCUCUGGGUCUGACUGAUGGAAAGUUCUUCCUGCUGUGAAUAAAAGACUCUUCCUCCUGUCCCCAAACUGAAACUUCAGCACACCCAAGAAUCUUCUCAGAAUCUCAUUUUUAAUUUGUUGUAUAAGAUCUUGGUAUGGAAUAUGAAAUAGGGCAUGUCAGAUAUGGAGAGAUUUCUUUAACUUGAAAGCCUUAAACAGCUUUGAAAAUAUACUAAGAGACUUUCCAUCAAGAUAAAAAUUAGAAAUGAGUAUUUUUAGGUGCCCUUGAAGCUUUCUGGGGACUCAAAUCAUCAGCAGUCAGGGACAAUCCAAAAGAAGAGUGUCUGCCAAACUGGGUACCUAGAUGUGUGAAUGGACUUCCAUUUUGUAAUGCUAAAGAAAAAGUAGAAAUCCCUCUAACCUGUGAAUGAAGAGGGAUGGAUCCUGAGCAGUGCCUCAGUAAAACAAGUAGCCUUACUUGUCAAAAUGUAGCUGCAUCUAAGUGGCACACUGCUCUUCUGGUCUCCAGAAUUUUUCUGUUCUAAACUUGUUUCUCUUAGCCUGUCCCCCACCCGCUUGCUUCCCUGCCCUCUUCCGCCUCUCACAGGGGUGAUUUCUACCUCCUGGGCCCAGACAAGAUCUAAAAGAGUUCCCAAGUGUUCUCAUGAGGCAAUGUGUCUGCCCUUGGAGUGUGAGAUGCUUCGGUGAGCUGUUCGGACCAUCAGGCAUUCUGGGCCACGUUAUGCAAAGAGCUCUGGGAGCCUCUCCUUUGCUUGACAAAUGAGCAUUGCGCGCCUUUGAUGUUUGUCAGAAAGUAGCAUAGCUGCUUCUCUUCAUACAUUUUUUUUAAACUAGCAAUUGCAUUUUGGGAAGCAAAGGCAACUUUAAAAGUCUAUUUUAAUUCUGUAAUAGUUUUCUCCCCUCGAAACUGUCCUGUGAGGCUAGCUGCUGCUCUUCCUUUUCUCUUACAUCUGAGUAUUCUCCAUGUCCCUAAGUGGAAAUACUACAGAUGUGUUUAAUCGACUGGACAGUUCACCUAUACUGUGUAGGAAAUUACCUCCUUAAUUGCCCAGUAGAAUUAACUGUCAGCAGAUAUGUUCAUCUGAUUAUAUUACUGCAGUUUUAUAUCAAUGAUUUGCAGACUUUUAUCUAACCUGCACUCAUGUAUAGAUUAUUAAAAGUUUUAAAAUGUAACUGAUUAAUCAAUAUUUGAUCAAUCAUUGUCUUGAUUUUUUUAAGUAAAAUGUAUAUUUCUAAUCAUAUUUUAUAAAGCUGAGAGAACUGGUUGAAUGAAUGUUUAUUUUCCUGAAGGUAUUUUUAAGAUAAAGCUUCAUAAUGGCCUGUAAACUUUGCAUAUCUAUGUAGUUUGAUACAUAUUGUCAAUUUGUGUAUUGUAACUGGUUUUAUACAAAAUGUUGAAUAAUGGAAGUUGUAUAAUUAUAAUCAUAUAAUUAAAAGUAUUAACCAAA
Cervus elaphus (red deer) is the source of this 5628-nucleotide messenger RNA. It is a transcript of the gene CDC14B, whose product is annotated as cell division cycle 14B. Bases 579 to 1925 code for a protein of 448 amino acids. The transcript is spliced from 14 exons. Gene Ontology annotation, biological process: microtubule cytoskeleton organization; regulation of exit from mitosis; positive regulation of cytokinesis. The record is from RefSeq and is a predicted model, not a curated record. Lineage: Eukaryota; Metazoa; Chordata; Mammalia; Artiodactyla; Cervidae. Gene Ontology annotation, molecular function: protein tyrosine/serine/threonine phosphatase activity; protein serine/threonine phosphatase activity. Gene Ontology annotation, cellular component: centrosome; nucleolus; spindle pole.